Messenger RNA from Linum tenue, 2322 nucleotides. NCBI's taxonomy places the organism in Eukaryota, Viridiplantae, Streptophyta, Magnoliopsida, Malpighiales, Linaceae. The record is from the annotation of a GenBank genome assembly.
CGCGACAACACGAACCCGCGUUUGCUUCCCAAGAUCCGUGCACCUCUAUAUCUACUGCACUGACGCACUCAUCGAGCUGAUCUCCGUGAGUCGGCUUCGCUUCGCUUCGCUUAGCUCUUUCCUCUCUCGCCGUAGCUUUCCAUCGGAGGGAUUCAAUCGCCGAGAGAUUCAGAUCGGGAAACAGUCGCCACCGCGAAGAUGAGGCGGGCCCGGGUCACUGUGGGACUGGCGCUAUUCUCCGUCGUCUUGGCUGUAAUCUCAUUCGCCCAGCAGCUGCGCGCGACCGGUGACAAGACGAUCUUGUUCGAGUCGUUCGAUGAGCCGUUUGAAGGGCGAUGGAUCGUCUCCGAGAAAGAUGAGUACAAAGGUGUCUGGAAGCACUCCAAGAGUGAGGGACAUGAGGAUUUUGGACUUCUCGUGAGUGAGAAGGCCAGGAAGUACGCAAUAGUCAGAGAGCUUGAGAAUGAAGCGGAUCUGAAGGAGGGUACCACCGUCCUUCAGUUCGAGACCCGCCUCCAGAACGGGCUUGAAUGUGGUGGUGCGUAUCUGAAGUAUCUCCGGCCACAGGAAGCUGGGUGGGUAGCUAAGGAGUUCGACAAUGACUCCCCGUAUUCCAUCAUGUUUGGACCCGACAAAUGCGGAGGGACGAACAAGGUUCACUUCAUCUUGAAGCAUAAGAACCCGAAGAGUGGGGAGUAUGUGGAGCACCACCUCAAGUUCCCACCUUCCGUUCCUUCUGAUAAGCUCACCCAUGUCUAUACCGCCAUUAUGAAACCGGACAACGAGCUGAGAAUUCUUGUUGAUGGCGAAGAGAAGAAGAAGGCGAAUUUCCUUUCAUCAGAAGACUUUGAGCCUGCCCUGAUUCCUGCCAAGACGAUUCCUGACCCAGAUGACAAGAAACCUGAGGAUUGGGAUGAGAGAUCUAAAAUUCCCGACGCCAAUGCUGUGAAGCCUGAUGACUGGGAUGAAGAUGCACCCAUGGAGAUUGAAGAUGUGGAUGCUGUGAAACCUGAAGGCUGGUUGGAUGAUGAGCCUGAAGAGAUUGAUGAGCCUGAGGCUAGCAAACCAGAAGAUUGGGACGAUGAGGAGGAUGGUGAGUGGGAAGCACCAAAAAUCCAGAACCCGAAGUGCGAGUCUGCACCUGGCUGUGGUGAAUGGAAGAGGCCCAUGAAGAGCAACCCUGCCUACAAGGGGAAAUGGCGUGCUCCUUUGAUUGACAACCCUAGCUACAAGGGUAUUUGGAAGCCUCAGGAGAUUGCCAACCCUGACUACUUUGAGCUGGAGAAGCCCGACUUCGAGCCCAUUGCUGCUGUCGGCAUUGAGAUCUGGACAAUGCAGGAUGGUAUAUUGUUCGACAACAUCUUGAUCGCUAAAGACGAGGCUGAAGCAGCAUUGCACAGAGAGGGACUGUGGAAGCCAAAGUUCGAUGCCGAGAAGGAGAAACAGAAGGCCGAGGAGGCUGCAGCUACUGGAUCAGAUGCUCUUGCUGGCAUCCAGAAGAAGGUAUUCGAUGUCCUUUACAAGGUGGCUGACAUCCCAUUCUUGAAGGAUCACAAGGACAAAAUCAUUGAACUCGUGGAGAAGGCAGAGAAGCAACCAAACCUAACGAUCGGCGUCCUCGUUUCCAUCGCCGUCGUGAUCCUCACCGUUUUCGUUAAGAUCAUUUUCGGCGGGAAGAAGGCAGUAAGUUCUUGAUCACGUUGCCUUCGCGUCUCGUUUUGUCUCGGCCUCGUGUAAUAACGAUUCGUGUAAUGCAGGCCAAGGUUGAGAAGAAGCCAGCACCUGCCGCAGCAGCCACCGAGGCUUCGAGCAAAGAAGAGAGCAGUGUGGAGAAGGAUGAGAGUACGUCGACGGCUGCACCUCGCCGGAGGACGACCAGACGCGAGUAAAUGCUUGUGAGGUUGAAAGAGGACGAAGGAGACGGAUGGCUGUUGUCUCUUUGGUAGGAUCGAGAUCUCUACUGGGUUUUUUUUCCUUUGUUGGCCAAAACUGCUACUGGGUUUUUUUUCCUUUGAUGGCUGUUGUCUCUUUGUGGGCGGGUGGAUGAUUCUUGGCACAGAGUGUAUUUGAAAAAGAAACAAAAAAGGUGACAAUUACCAUCUCUUAGAGGUUAUGGUAGUUAGCUACAGCUACUAUAAUAGCUAGUGUCAUUAGAUUGCUUUAGUAUUUUUCGAUGUACUAAGUUUUUUUUUUCUUUUAAUUUUUGACAGUAAAGGUUGUACUAAGUUUGCAGUUGCAUUUUUUAGGUGUCCUUUUCGUCCGUUGAACUGUUGAAGUCACACUAAUAUUUUAGGUAUAAUUUUGGAUACGUAUCUGAUAAUU